AUGAGAAUUACCAGGGUGUUAUCGAUAGGGCUAGCACUGGUCCACUUGGCCAGUGCUACAGAUCCAUGGGAUCAGGCCAAGGAGAUGUUACGGCAGGCCGUUAAAAGAACAGACCCUAUCGGGGAAUCAAUCAAAGGUGAGGGAAGUCAUUGGGAACAUCGAGAUGCUGCUCUUUACAUACCAAUGGACUACUAUCAGGAGGAAGAAGAACGACGUUAUGUCUUAUUUUGGAAUGAGAAGUCCACUGAAUGGCAAAGGACUGUGUACAAUCUACUAGUAGAAUCUAGUAAUGAGUAUGAUAACGCAGAGGCAACUUAUGCCCUGGCUCAAUUGCAUUUAUGGGGUGAUUACGAUUUCCCUCAUAACAAGACACUAGCGUUCAAAUACGCCGAUAAAUUUAACAAUCUCACGAGAUGGACAAAUAGUUCUAUUCUUUUCGAUCUUGCAGUGAUGCACUCUACUGGUCUUUUUGGGGAGAUUCCCGUUGAACCACUUAAAGCGGUACUGUGCUAUCAAAGGGCGGCUUCAUUAGGUGACAUACGAGCUAAGAAUGCGCUUGCUUACAAGUACUACACAGGAAGCAAUGUCCCGCGAGAUUGUAACAGGGCUUUACUGCUUUAUAGGGAAAUUGCAGAUGAGAUUCGGGAAUCUUUCACGGAUGAAGAAUGGAACGUAUACUUCCCUUAUGUUGAGAGCUUUGAUGUAAGAAUACCAGACUUUUCUGAUGGCUUAUUAGGGAAGGGAAUAUCUUUGAUGACCUUAUCAACAAAGAGAAUGGCAUCAGCUAGACCAGAUAUAACAUCUUCUUUUCUUACGCGAAUGAAUGGCGGCCAAAUCAUCUUGAACUUUGGGUCCGGUUCCAAUGGAGCAGCUUUUGCAAAUGACGAUGAUGAAAGCGACGACAGGCUAGUUGACAUAUACUACACGGCUUGGGACGAGUACAGGGGAACAUACACAAAGAAUAGGAACUGUGAUGCAGCUAGGCGCCUGUUGGAGGUUACUUUCACCGCUUACGAUUCUCAAGUACCAUACAUGGAUAACUUACAGAGAUUCUUCUAUGCCCGGUGUUUAGACCUACUUGGUCAUAUUUAUUUCACUGGUGAAGCUCAAGAAUCACAAAACAUUGCACUAGCUGAAAAAUACUUAAAGAGGUCUAUCGAGGUUAUCGGAAAAAGCAGUAGUGUAAGAUGCAGGUCGAACAUUGAUUUGGGACUCAUAAAUCAGUAUGUUUAUGGGAACGAGACAGAAGCCAUACGAUACUAUAAGAGAAUGGGCUCUUCUCAAAGUAAUGAUGGAACAGUUGAGUUUCAAUUGUCAAAGUUGAGUAAAAAAUAUCCUACCUUGCACUUGGGGGAUCCAUUUGCACUUAUGCAGACGGCUUACCUACGGGGGCACUCCCCAUCUGUUUAUGAGUUUGCUGUGAUGACCGAGCAGAGUAUCAAUAAUCGUUACAGCUGUGAAGACACUACCUACCUCCUGAAGAGGUUUGUGGAAGAAAAUGAAGUAAUCAUGGCACCUCAACUGAAAAUUGCAUAUGGUGAACUUUUACGAGGUAACGCCGAAGUAGCUCUAUGGGCUUAUGCUCAAGCAGCAGAACAAGGUUUUGAAGCCGCACAGGUCUCGGCUGCUUACAUUUUGUACCAGCUACCGUUCAACUUUGAAGACCCACCCAGAACCAUCCCUGAAAGAAAACUCAUGGCUAUUUCAUACUAUAUCCGUGCAUUCAAACAAGACAACGUUGAUGCAGGUGUCGUAGCUGGUAAUAUCUUUUACGACAUGGGAAAUCACACCAAGGCAAUGAGCAUGUAUCAGAGCGCAUCACUAAAGUUCUCUCCCCAAGCGAUAUGGAACCUAGGAUACAUGUAUGAGCACGGCCUAGGAACUGACGUUGAUUUUCACCUGGCCAAGAGGUACUACGAUCAAGUACUCGAGCACAAUCCCAAGCACUAUUUAUCAGUAAAACUUAGUGUCUUAAAACUUAGACUCAAGUCAUGGCUUACAUGGCUCACGGGAGGUAGAUUGAAAUAUGGGACAAUUGAAGAAGACGACAGGACUAGCAGUAUGGCUGAAUCCUGGUUUUCCAAAUUGACUAGCAGCUUCAAGAAAGCUGGACGAGAGAAUUCUGGUCUUCCUCGAGAUUCUGAAUCAUCCAGAGAAAGUCGUACCACAGCGGCCCAAGAGCAGCAGCAGCAGCAACAGCAACAGCAAGAAUCAGAUGACGACAGCAUAUGGGACACCCUGGAAUCCUUCGGGCUCCAAUUAGAGGACUUGAUGACCAUUGGCUUCGUACUUUUCAUCUUUCUCUUCAGUUUGGUCAUCAGAACUUUGGCCGCCCGUAGAGGUUGGAACGUCCGCAACAAUGGUAUGAGAAUUCAGAUAAAUGGACAGAGACCCCGAGGUAACUUCGACAUCCAAGUAUUCGCCAUCUAG
Molecule: messenger RNA, 2430 nt
Organism: Torulaspora delbrueckii
Lineage: Eukaryota; Fungi; Ascomycota; Saccharomycetes; Saccharomycetales; Saccharomycetaceae
Gene: HRD3
Product: ubiquitin ligase complex subunit HRD3
Exons: 1
Coding region: 1-2430 (809 amino acids)
Molecular function (GO): protein binding
Source: RefSeq, a predicted model, not a curated record